Molecule: messenger RNA, 1593 nt
Organism: Trypanosoma conorhini
Lineage: Eukaryota; Euglenozoa; Kinetoplastea; Trypanosomatida; Trypanosomatidae
Product: ubiquinone biosynthesis protein
Exons: 1
Coding region: 1-1593 (530 amino acids)
Biological process (GO): protein phosphorylation
Molecular function (GO): protein kinase activity; ATP binding
Source: RefSeq, a predicted model, not a curated record
AUGCUCUUUCGCCGUUUCUUGGGGCGCAGGGCACUCGUCACUCUCGUCGGGGUUCCUGUUGUCUCGCUUGGUGGACUUGGCAUUUAUGUAGAGUAUCGUAAAAGUACACAGCCGUCGAUUUCCAUAUCCUAUCCGGUCUUUGACGAGUAUGGCUCGAUGCGCCUUGAUGGAAAACUUCUCAUGAAGCCUGGGUCGCUGUCAGUUGCAGGCCGUAUCGUGGAAUUGUUUCUGCUCUUUUUCCCGCUUGCAGUUCUCUACGUCGUGAUGCGAAUUCGAAGGGGGUGGUACCUUCGGUGGCUGGAAUUGCUCCUGCGGGCGGUGGAGCGCGCUGGUCCAGCCUUUGUGAAGGCCGGGCAAUGGAGCUGCACCCGGAAUGACAUAUUUUCACCCGAGUUUCGUUCUGUGUUUCGACGACUGUACAGCGAGGUGGACACUCACCCGUACACCACCACACUGCAGGUGCUUCGUGAGGAAUUCCAAAAAGACCCCUCUGAACUAUUUUCUGAGAUCGAACCGACGCCAGUGGGCUCGGGUUCGAUAGGGCAGGUACACAUGGCCAGAUUGCGUCAGACGGGCGAGAAGGUUGUCGUCAAGGUGAUGCACCCCAAAAUUGUGGAGACGAUUCUGAAAGACUUCCGCAUUAUUAUGGAAACGGCACGUCUGUUAGACAAGUACUUCCCGUCCCUUGAAAUGUAUGAACUACCGUCGCUGGCGCGCGCGUGGAGAGACCACCUCGCCGCUCAGUUGGAUUUCCGUGUGGAAGCGAAACACCUAUCCAUCUUCCGCGAAAACUUUAGGCAUGAGUCCUUUGUGGACUUCCCAAAACCGCUCUUUUCCACGCAGCGGGUGCUGGUAGAGUCCUUCUGCAAAGGUGAACCAGCUUCUCCUGAGUUUCUUAGCGCACAGGAAGAGUAUGUGCGGGAUAUCCUGGCUCGCAAAGGCUUGAACACGUGGUGUAAGAUGCUGCUGCACGACAACUUUGUGCACGGCGACAUGCACCCUGGCAAUAUUCUCAUCGACACCUCCGAUCCCCAUGAUCCGCGAAUUUCGCUCAUCGACGUAGGGCUCUGCCAACGUAUUAGUCCAGCCGAGGCUGACCUCGCACAUGACUUGAUGGAGUCCUUUGUUCGCUGGAAGUCCGACUUGUGCUGCUCCUCCUUGCUGCGCAUGGGCACCACGCAGAAGUUUGUGGAGAGGAAGAAGUUUGAGCAAGAGGUGGAUUGGCUCUUUGAACACUGGCGUCCCAAGAAAUCCUCGGAUUUUGCGGUAACCAACAUUUUGCAGUCCUUAUUUGAGUGCAUUCGCGAGAACCACGUCCAAAUGGAUCCACCAUUUGUGGCACUUCUUUUCUCUGUUCUCGUGCUGGAGUCGUUUAUUAUGAAUCUGAACCCGGAGUUCAACAUGGUGCGACACGCCGCGCCGUGGUUGCUGGGCGAGGGUCAUAUUUCAUACGGCCUGGCGAAAAAUAUUUUGUUGACGCGACUCGAUGUCUUGAAGCAAGACCUCGGCGUUUUGCGCGGCCGUCUGCGGGACGGCGUGCACGGAAGAAUGUUGCAGAACAACGGCGGGCGCCUUGGCAGGAGCGAGUGGUAG